Molecule: messenger RNA, 1323 nt
Organism: Volvox carteri f. nagariensis
Lineage: Eukaryota; Viridiplantae; Chlorophyta; Chlorophyceae; Chlamydomonadales; Volvocaceae
Exons: 12
Coding region: 1-1323 (440 amino acids)
Cellular component (GO): cytoplasm
Molecular function (GO): oxidoreductase activity
Source: RefSeq, a predicted model, not a curated record
AUGGCUUCUGCGGCCGAAGCAAGAACCGGAAAGACGACGCCCAGAAUUGUCAUCUGCGGCGGCGGUAUCAUCGGCGCCGCCACCGCAUACUACCUGGCGGAGAAGGGCCUGGCGGAGCGGGUGACGGUCGUGGAGCGCCACGAGCCUGCAUGUGCGGCAUCGGGCCCGGAUGUCGGCUCAGGCCCUGAAACCCUGAUGGUUAUAUCUGCCGCUGCUGACGACAUUCCCCCUUCCGACCCCCACCGCCGCCACCGCCGCCACCACCGCCGCCACCACCUCCUAGGCAAGGCUGGCGGCUUCCUGGCCCUCGACUGGAACGACUCAUCCCCCGUGGGCCCCCUGGCUCGCCUCAGCUACCGCCUGCAUGAGCAGCUGGCCGGACAGCUGGGGGCUGAGAGAAUCGGAUAUCGCACCGUGCACACCCUGCAGGUGCUGGGUGUUGAGCGGCCCCCACCCGGCUCCUCCCCUUCGGCUCCUGGGAGGCGCCGAGGCGCCGAGGCGCUUCCAGACUGGGUGGACGGACAUGUCGUCGGCAUGUCGGGCCCGCACUUGGCUGUCGGGGAGGCCCCCGGGGUGGAGAUGGGCGACCCCUCCGACACCGCCCAGGUGCACCCACACAAGCUCACCACCGCACUGCUUGACUCGGCCGUGACCCGUGGGUCGCAACUGCUGCGGGGCUGUGUGGAGGGGCUGCAGCUGGAGGGGGUGGAGGAAGAGCGGGAGGGAGCCGAAGGGAUGCAGAGGCGGAGCCGUGUGACAGGUGUUAUUGUGGACGGCCAGGUCAUUCCUGCAGAUGCGGUGGUCAUCGCCAUGGGCCCUUGGUCAGAAGUACCACAGCGUGGUGCUGCGGCCCCAGCAGCCCGUGAGCAACCAUAUGCUCUUUACGGGCUUCAAAUACGCAUCAGCACUCUUUCCUCGGCAGGAACUUCACUCGCUCGCCGUACGGUGGAGCCCGAGGUGUACCCCCGCCCGGAUGGCACUGUGUAUGUGUGCGGGGAGCCCCAGUCCCUGCCCGUUCCCCCCAGCGCUGCCCAAGUGACGGUGGAGCAGCCCCUAAUAGACAACAUCCGCGCCGUGGCGGCUUCCCUGGCCACCUGCCUGGGGCAGGCCGCUGUGGAGGCUCAGCAGGCCUGCUACCUGCCUUGCGCGCCGGACAGUCUGCCCGUGAUUGGCCCCGUGCCGGGAUGUGAGGGGGCGUACCUGGCCACGGGACAUACCUGCUGGGGCAUCCUCAACGGUCCCGGCACGGGGCUGGUGCUGGCGGAGAUGAUCACGGAGGGGGGGGCAAAGAGCUGCCCGCGUCCUCCUCAUUUUGGCAUAUGA